This is a messenger RNA of Sturnus vulgaris (Common starling), 1367 nucleotides long. It is a transcript of the gene CBR4, whose product is annotated as carbonyl reductase 4. The record is from RefSeq and is a predicted model, not a curated record. Gene Ontology annotation, biological process: fatty acid biosynthetic process. Gene Ontology annotation, molecular function: quinone binding; oxidoreductase activity, acting on the CH-OH group of donors, NAD or NADP as acceptor. NCBI's taxonomy places the organism in Eukaryota, Metazoa, Chordata, Aves, Passeriformes, Sturnidae.
UAAAGGGCUCUCCUUGGGCUGGCAGCCGAGCGCCGUGGGGCGGUGCCAUUGGAGCCCCGGGGUCAGGCGUUGAAGAGUUGGCUCUGAAAGAAGAGCAAUGGUGAUAUGGGUGUCUGCAUGUGCCUCUUACUCCAGAUAUACCUGGUUUUCCCUUCCAUUUUUAUCCAGGGAACAGCGGGUCAUUACUCCUGCUGCAGCUUUUUUCUCCCAAGUCCGUACAGCGUUUCUGUGUUAAAGCACCAAGGGUCUAUUACUGCGUUGCAGAUGGGCAAGGUCUGUGCUGUUUUUGGAGGAUCCCGGGGGAUAGGCAGAGCUGUGGCAGAGCUCCUGGCAGAGAAGGGCUGCCGCCUGGCCAUCAUUGCUAGGAAUCUGGACGUGGCGCAGAGCACUGCCCGUAACCUUGGUGCAGGACAUCUGGCACUUAGCUGUGAUGUAUCCAAGGAACAAGAAGUCCAAAGGACUUUUGAAGAGAUGCAGAGGAAUUUGGGUCCUAUUAACUACUUGGUUAAUGCAGCUGGGAUCAACAGGGACGGUUUGUUAGUGAGAACCAAGACUGAAGAUAUGAUAGCCCAGAUUCACACUAACCUUUUGGGAACAAUGUUGACAUGCAAAGCUGCUGUAAAGGUCAUGAUUCAACAAAAGGGAGGUGCCAUUGUCAAUAUAGGGAGUAUUGUAGGACUUAAAGGCAACGCUGGUCAAAGUGUGUAUAGUGCUACCAAAGCAGGAUUAGUUGGAUUUUCACGCUCUCUUGCUAAAGAAGUAGCAAAAAAGCAAAUUCGAGUCAACGUUGUUGCUCCAGGCUUUAUUCACACAGAGAUGACAGCUCAUCUGGAAGAAGAUCAGUUGAAGAAAUCAAUUCUCCUUGGAAGAUUUGGAGAGCCUCAUGAAGUUGCACAAGCUGUUGUUUUUCUUCUAGAAUCCACAUACCUUACAGGGAGUGUUUUGGUUGUAGAUGGAGGCUUGCAGCUUAUGCCCUAAGUACUACCUUGAAUAAAUGACUGCUUUAAUGUCGUGAUGGUAAUAUAUAAAUAUAUACUAAAUAAAGGGAGAGGGUUGGAAAUUGUUUGAUGAUUGAUGUACAUAAUUGAUUUGGUCUUGUUUAGUCACAGGAGAAAUUCAGCAGCAGUGAAGUGCAAGUGAAGUGUGUGUUUAGCUGCCUGAAAGAGUCUGUUUGGUAUUACAAAGUCUGUGUAUGAAACAAUUUGAAAAAGAUCUGGUUUUGAUACGGUGAUAGCUUUAGAAAUGUGCUGAUAAGUUUUUAAAGCACUGUAUUUUUAUAAAGUCUUGUUUUCUGAUUUGGGAUAGAAUGAGAAUUUAUUUGAAUUAUCAUGUUACACAAAGGUUAAUAAAGUGCAGAGACAUGUUUA